AUGUGCGUCACGAUCGAUCAACAUUCGGUUCGCACCUCCGCGACUUCACUGGGUAACAACGACCAGCCAACACAGCAAAGCAAACAAUUCCAGCCAGGCGAUAACAUCAUUCUGGACCGAUUCAUCGUCCAAGAUUCUCUUCAUAAUUGGGAGCAGGUCGAAAAUCGCUUUUCCAGUUCCGGCGAGCUUGUCGAAAGAUCCGUGCGCUUCCUAGACAAGAAGAGAGAGGCAGGAGACAUCUACGAGUCUAUUGCCGAGCUCGAGAACAUUUGCCUAAAAUUGUAUCUCUGCAAACCUGAUAAGGUCAAAGCCAAACAAUGGGUUGGCCUGUUGAACUUGACGAAUAUUCUUGUUACGAUGUAUCACACAUUCUUCCGAGUGACUCAACACCACUCUGGAGAUCCCAGCCUCCGAGCAACCGCCUCCAAGGUGGCAUUGCCAGCUCGUCUUCUUCGCAUCACUACAGACCUCCUGAAACUUUUGCAGAGAGGCCUACCGGCUACGCGCCAACACAUGCUUCGGUUCGUUUGUCAGAACUAUCAGGAUACUGCCUAUCUCAAUGAGAUUUUGCCCGCCUUCAGCGACGUUUGGACCGAAUGCUUAGCUCGAAUUGCUCUUGGGGGAUUCAACGCUGCCUUGGAGGCCGAGGCAAAAGCAGCUUGGCUGUCGACCAGUCAAUGGUGGUACUGCGAAGCCACCAAUAUAACGCCAGCGAGCGGUCGACUCAGCUGCGAAUAUGCGAACCUACUUGUUGGCGAUGUCAAAAUCAUGAUGGCUUACAUCAGGUCUCUCUGUUCAUCAACCCCACACUACGAUGGCCGGGAACAUAUCAAGGAAUUUUUCAAGUCACGUCUGGAGACGCCGAGCGAUCCGCUCAGAACCGAGCAAAACUUUGUUAGGACCCAAGGCGCUCUCUUCCUUCGCAAGAGCAAGUACAACUGGGAGUUUCAUAGCACAUCGAUCAGUGGACUUUUCCGCUCGGUUGCAGGCUAUGACGUCGGCAUUUGCCACGCUUGCUCGCUCCUCGAGUUCGGCCACGCUUCUAACAUCCUGGUGAGAAUCACAGGUUCAUUAGUCGGGGAAAAACACGGCGAGAAAGGUGUGACGAAUGCCCCGAACGAAUAUUUCCUUCGAGCAUUGAGUUUGGUUGCCGAUGGUAUCUGUGUUGCAUGCAAUCUAGGUCAUAACGAGGCCGGCACAGGUUAUCUCCAUGCCAUUCUAUCAUUCCUUGCCUACAUGUCGAAACACCCUCACGCCAUGGAGCACUUCGGGAAAAGGCUUCCUUGGAAGAAGAUUUCGAUCUGGCUGAACGGGCUCGUUGCUGAAGUCCCUUCUUUCAAAGCCGUUACAUCGCACGGAUUUCCGGACCAUCCGACGCAGCGUCCACUGCCUGAUGACCUCGCUUUACGUGGUUUGGUGUGGAUUGAUCGUCUGUACGAAUAUCCAGAUGGGUGGUUUCCUUCUCGUCGUCAGGCCUUAGGCGACAUUGAAUUCCACGAAACGGACCAAACCAAGAAGCAACGAUGGCAUAGGUGUCUCUGGCUUGGCGACCUAGUGGCAUCCUCGGGACAAUGGCUCACUCUACAUGGAGAGGUUUUUGGCACGUUAUCCGACGCGACGUCAGCGACGUAG
Messenger RNA from Colletotrichum godetiae, 1632 nucleotides. RefSeq lists its product as uncharacterized. Gene Ontology annotation, cellular component: telomerase holoenzyme complex. Lineage: Eukaryota; Fungi; Ascomycota; Sordariomycetes; Glomerellales; Glomerellaceae. Bases 1 to 1632 code for a protein of 543 amino acids. Gene Ontology annotation, molecular function: telomeric repeat DNA binding; telomerase RNA binding; protein binding. The record is from RefSeq and is a predicted model, not a curated record. The transcript is spliced from 2 exons. Gene Ontology annotation, biological process: nuclear-transcribed mRNA catabolic process, nonsense-mediated decay.